CGGCGGCGGCGGAGGGGGAGGCGGUAGCGGCUGCAGCAUCCAGAGCUGGCCGCGGCGGCCGGCGCGUCCCGCGCACAAAGGCGCCCAGCCCCUGGGGAAGGCGAUGAGCGCACGGCAGCCCGGGCCACAGCUGCAGCCACCGCUGCGCGCGCCCAGGGCUCUGGGGAAGACGCUGGGCGCGCCGGGGGCCGGCGGCCGAGGUGCGGCCGGUGCGCCCUGAGCGCGGGACUCGCCGCCCUGCAGGUCAGACGCCAGGCUCCGGAGCGGCUCCCCACGAUUGGCGCAGUGAGGUGACCCCCCACGACCUGGGCCCGACCCCCGGUGCCGUCUCGUCGCGCCUGAGCGCCAACUUCGCCAAGAACGCUCCCAACUCCAGGCCACCGUGCCUGGCAGAGAGGGCGCUGCUGCUGGGCACCAGCUCUGAGGACGCGCUGCUGGCUCUGGGGAGGAAGUCAGCAUCUGCGGGGUCCCUCGGGCGCCCCUGAGUGGGCGACAGCCGCAGCAGACGUCUCUGCCGGGAGUCCGCGACCUGCCAGCUCUGGGGAUUCCUCCCGGGCAGGCGCUCGCCCUCUGUUUUAUGGAUCUUGGGCCCCCCCUCCAGCCCAGUAGAGGCUGUGGAGGUCGUCAGUCCCAAAGCCUGGUGCCCAACCCCGUGGUCCAUCCCUGGCUACGGGGAGUGGCGGCUCCCACGAGGUAGCAGUGGCCUGCAGCGGCCCCCUCCCCACAGUGAACCAUGGGCCAGAAGCUGUCGGGGAGCCUCAAGUCCGUGGAGGUGCGAGAGCCAGCCCUACGGCCAGCCAAGCGGGAGCUCCGGGGUGCAGAGCUGGGGCGGCCAGCCCGGCUGGACCAGCUAUUGGACAUGCCAGCCGCGGGGCUGACUGUGCAGCUGCGGCACGCGUGGAAUCCCGAGGACCGCUCGCUCAAUGUCUUUGUCAAGGAUGACGAUCGGCUCACCUUCCACCGGCACCCGGUGGCCCAGAGCACCGAUGGUAUCCGUGGCAAGGUGGGCCAUGCCCGUGGCUUGCACGCGUGGCAGAUCCACUGGCCGGCUCGGCAGAGGGGCACCCACGCGGUGGUGGGUGUUGCCACGGCUCGGGCCCCACUGCACUCCGUGGGCUACACUGCACUCGUGGGCAGUGAUGCUGAGUCGUGGGGCUGGGACCUGGGUCGUAGCCGCCUCUACCACGAUGGCAAGAACCGGCCCAGCGUGGCCUAUCCGGCCUUCCUGGCACCCGAUGAGGCCUUUGCCCUGCCGGACUCUCUGCUAGUUGUGCUGGAUAUGGACGAGGGCACGCUCAGCUUCGUCGUGGAUGGCCAGUAUCUGGGGGUGGCCUUCCGUGGCCUCAAGGGCAAAAAGCUGUACCCGGUGGUGAGUGCCGUGUGGGGCCACUGCGAAGUCACCAUGCGCUACAUCAAUGGCCUUGACCCUGAGCCCCUGCCUCUGAUGGACCUGUGCCGCAGAUCCAUCCGUUCAGCCCUGGGCCGCCAGCGCCUGGGGGACAUCAGUGCUCUGCCUCUGCCUCAGUCUCUCAAAAACUACCUGCAGUACCAGUGAUGGGCACUGAGG
Castor canadensis (American beaver) is the source of this 1567-nucleotide messenger RNA. It is a transcript of the gene Spsb4, whose product is annotated as splA/ryanodine receptor domain and SOCS box containing 4. Gene Ontology annotation, biological process: proteasome-mediated ubiquitin-dependent protein catabolic process; intracellular signal transduction. The record is from RefSeq and is a predicted model, not a curated record. Gene Ontology annotation, molecular function: protein binding. Lineage: Eukaryota; Metazoa; Chordata; Mammalia; Rodentia; Castoridae. Gene Ontology annotation, cellular component: SCF ubiquitin ligase complex.